Sparassis crispa is the source of this 783-nucleotide messenger RNA. RefSeq lists its product as hypothetical. The record is from RefSeq and is a predicted model, not a curated record. The coding region runs from base 1 to 783 and encodes 260 amino acids. The transcript is spliced from 2 exons. Lineage: Eukaryota; Fungi; Basidiomycota; Agaricomycetes; Polyporales; Sparassidaceae.
AUGCUUCUAUAUGACGAAGAGCCUAAAGAAAAGCUCGUGCUACUUGAAGGGCCAAAGUACUGGCUUCCCAAGGAUGAAAUCGUCCGCCCGGGUGUUAUGCGAGAGACAAAACCUGUCUCUCUCAGCACGCUUUGCGGGAAAUAUCUAGUUGUGUGGCAAGACGAAGACGAAUCUCCAGGAGAGCGCACUGCAGCGUCGAAAUGGCGGGACACCGUGACGCUCGAGCGUCGCAAGUCAGCUCGGCAGAGGGACCCAGAUCCCGACGGUUUCAAGGGGGUCUUACAGCUCGAGCAUUUUUUUGGGUACUUUCACGAGCUCAGCGCGACGUAUGUCCGCGGAAAGCAGGUACCAAACCAAUGGGAAUUAAUCGCGUCCGACAUUUCGUCGCCGGAUCUCCCGGUAGAGAGCCUCACCAUGGAAGUCACCAACGUCGUAGACGAUUCUGGCCAUCAUUUCGUCAACUUCCAUGUUGAUCAAGCGUACUACACUUCGAACUGGUUGGGGAAGAAGCAGACAAAGCCGAACGUGGACGAAUUGUUGACAGACGCGGAAAGGGAGAGGCUCGGGAUGCGCUUGACAGCCGCGGAUGUCGAGAAGAGGGCGAAGGAGGGAAAAAUGGGUCGCCGUGGGGCUAAGCGCAAAGCCAAAGGAGACGACAAGGAACCGCGCAAGAAAUGCAAGGAAGAGAUUAUCGCUGUCGGGUCUCUGCUGGCAUCAUCGAGCCGCACCAUAAUUCCCAGCGACGCUCUAGCCGCGCCGUUAACAAAAGACGCAGCGCCGUAG